Jatropha curcas is the source of this 1765-nucleotide messenger RNA. RefSeq names its product cytochrome P450 83B1. Gene Ontology annotation, molecular function: iron ion binding; oxidoreductase activity, acting on paired donors, with incorporation or reduction of molecular oxygen; heme binding. The record is from RefSeq and is a predicted model, not a curated record. Lineage: Eukaryota; Viridiplantae; Streptophyta; Magnoliopsida; Malpighiales; Euphorbiaceae.
AAUGAAAGACCUCUUUCUGAUUAAAUCAUAAUUUGAAAAUGGCUUUGUUCAUCUUCUUUGCAUUAGCUCUUCCAAUCUUUCUCUUGUUUCUUCUCCAGAAGCACAAAACUAAUAAGAAUAAUCUUCUUCAUUUGCCACCUGGUCCUCGAGGCCUUCCCUUAAUAGGCAACUUACAUCAAUUUGAUAACUCAGCUCCUCAUCGUUAUCUAUGGCAACUCUCGCAAAAAUAUGGACCUUUAUUGUCUUUACGUCUAGGUUUCUUGCCAGUUUUAGUAGUUUCUUCAGCAAAUAUGGCUAAAGAAAUAUUGAAAACCCAUGAUCUUAUAUUUUGUAGCAGACCUUCCUUUCGUGGCCAGCAAAAAUUAUCUUAUGAUGGUUUAGACUUAGCUUUUGCACCUUAUAAUACUUACUGGAGAGAGAUGAGAAAAAUAUGUAUAGUUCAUCUCUUCAACUCUAAUAGAUCGCAAAGUUUCUAUCCCAUUAGGGAAUCUGAGGUUUCCCAUAUGAUUGAUAAGAUCUCAAAACUGGCUGCUGCUUCUAAACCUAUAAAUUUAUCUGAAGCCAUGAUGUGUCUUACAAGUACUAUAAUCUGUAGGGUUGCUUUUGGGAAGAGAUACGAGGAAGAAGUGGGAAAUAGUAAUACUGAAGGGAGCAGAUUUCAGGAGUUGCUUAAAGAAACUCAAGCUUUGUUUACAAGUUUUUUUGUUUCAGACUAUUUUCCUUUCUUGGGUUUUAUUGAUAAAUUCACUAGAUUAAUUCAUCGCCUAGAAAAGAACUUCAGGGAAUUUGAUAUUUUCUAUCAACAAAUAAUCCAAGAACACCUCGAUCCAAAUAGAUUAAAGCCUGAGCAAGAAGACAUACUUGAUGUCUUGCUUCAAAUCUGGAAGGAUCGUUCUUCCAAAACUGAUCUAACCUUGGAUCAUAUCAAAGCUUUGCUCAUGAACGUAUUUGUGGGCGGAACAGACACUAGUGCAGCUACUGUAGUUUGGGCCAUGACUUUCCUAAUGAAGAAUCCUCUAGCAAUGAAGAAAGCUCAGGAAGAAGUAAGGAGCGUUGUUGGAAAUAAAGGUUUUGUUAACGAAGAAGAUACUCAACACCUGUCUUACAUGAAAGCUGUUAUUAAAGAGACAAUGAGAUUGCAACCGACAGUUCCUUUGUUAAUCGCAAGAGAAUCAUCUCAAUACUGCUGUUUAGACGGACACGAUAUACCUGCUAAAACUGCAGUUUAUGUGAAUGCAUGGGCUAUUGGAAGAGAUCCUGAAGUCUGGGAAAACCCAGAAGAGUUUUGUCCUGAGAGAUUUGUGGGUAACUCCAUUGAUUUAAAAGGGCAAGAUUACGAGCUAAUACCUUUUGGAGCUGGAAGAAGAAUUUGUCCUGGAAUGUUUAUGGGACUAGCAAAUGUAGAGCUUUCUCUUGCUAAUUUACUCUACAAAUUCGACUGGGAAAUGCCUGUUGGGAUGAAGAAAGAAGACUUAGACAUGGAAGCACAGCCAGGUAUUACCAUGCACAAGAGAAAUGCUCUUUCUCUAAUGGCUAGAAAAUAUGUAUGAUACGUGGUUAAGGACACGUAAAUAGAUAAAUAAUUAGUUUCGGAAUUGGGCUUGAGAUAAAGGAAACUAACUGGUGAUAUUAGCGGAGGCCCAAAAAAUGUUUCUCUAAAAAUUAAAACUUGACGGUUUAAAUGGGCUGGGUGGCCUUUUUGCAUUGCAUUUUGUAUGACAUUAAUUAUUUUAGUAUAAAAACCCAUAAAAUAUUGUAAACCGUA